This is a messenger RNA of Alosa sapidissima (American shad), 3050 nucleotides long. RefSeq lists its product as uncharacterized. The record is from RefSeq and is a predicted model, not a curated record. The transcript has 2 exons. The coding region runs from base 4 to 1101 and encodes 365 amino acids. Gene Ontology annotation, molecular function: zinc ion binding; nucleic acid binding. NCBI's taxonomy places the organism in Eukaryota, Metazoa, Chordata, Actinopteri, Clupeiformes, Clupeidae.
CGCAUGAACAAUGCGAUUGUGCUGUUUUUGGGCACGGUUGAGUUGGCUAAUGAGCUGGUUGAAAGGGGUUUAGUGGUUGACGGCAUUUUUACUGCCGUCCUUCCUCUCUCCACUCCAUCAAAGAAAGUGACUUUGUCAAAUGUUCCCCCAUUUAUUAAAGAUGAGGUUUUGGCUGAAAUUUUAUCACGGUAUGGUAAAUUGGUUUCCGCAAUUAAAAAGAUUCCAAUUGGAAGCAAAUCCCCACUUCUGAAACACGUAGUGUCGUUCAGGCGAUCCGUAUUUAUGAUUUUAAAAGAUAACAAAGAUGAUUUGGACCUAACUCUAAACGUGAAGGUGGAUAACUUCAGUUAUGUUAUCUAUGCUUCAACAAGUGUCAUGAAGUGCUUUGGUUGUGGGCAAUCAGGGCACCUUGUUCGUGCGUGUCCUAAGGCAAAGGGGAAUUCGAGUGAUGUGCAAAUAAAUCACGAAAACACCAGUAGGCCUAUGCCUAAUGAAAUUGUGGUAGAUGAGCAGUCUACCGAAAUGGGUGCGUCUACUGCUGCGAUUGCAGCACCCGCUGUAUCCAGUGGGCCUUCGUCUGCCUCAGCCGAGUCAGUAGGGGCAGAUCAUGCUUCCCUUUUGCGGGAAGAGGUUAACGGGGUAACCCCGAUUGAUAAGCCAGUAGGCCGAGAACAAAGUUCUCCCACAGAUGACGCAGUGAACGCAGAAUCUGAGAGUCAGUCCACACAGAACUCGCAGAGCAGUGCUUCUGCUGUCAAUUAUGACCAAGUUCUUGCGUCUCUAGAUGAAUCCCUCAUUGAGACGGAGGAAAAUGUUUUUAAAAUGCCCCCCAAAAGAAAGAGAUCUAAAAGGACUAAAAAGAGCGAUAAUUUAACAGAUCUUAGCGGCACAGAUAACGAAUACGAAAGUGAUUUCUCUGACUGUAGCGUUACCUGUAGCUUACGUCAUAGUGGGUUUGCUAGUUGCGAUUAUAGUGUGGAAGACAUAAAAUCCUUCUUGACAAAAACAAAACAUAUGAGAAAUGUUCGGAUUGACGACUACUUCCCUGAUGUGGAGCAGUUCACCACGAAAACGAAAUCUUUUUUGGAAUUGCUUCUUUAAAUUUAAAUGGGGCCAGGGAAAGAAGCAAGAGAGCCUUGUUGUUUGAAACGAUUAAGAAGAAUAGAUUUGAUGUGCUUCUUGCUCAAGAAACUCAUUCUGACGCCUCAAUUGCUGCUGACUGGGCAAGUGAGUUUGAUGGCCUGUCUAUUUUAAGUCACAACACUUCCAAUAGUGGUGGGGUUGCCAUUCUGUUUUCUCGGACCUUUACUCCCAUUUCCUACCAGACUGAGGAAUUAGUCAAGGGUAGACUCCUAAAAGUCAGAGCCCAAUUUGAAAACAAUUUCUUUGUUUUUUUGUGUGUUUAUGCACCCACUACACCAAUUGAUAGAAUGCUUUUCUUGAAUAUGCUAAAUGAUGCUCUACGCAAUUGUGAAUCUGAGGAUUUUUUACUCCUGGGAGGUGAUUUUAAUUGUACUGAAAAUGCAAUGGAUAGGAAUCAUGUAGAGCCACACAUGCCCUCACGCAGAAGACUCAUAGAACUGAUGAAUGCAAAUGAGCUUGUUGAUGUCUGGAGGAACUUUCACAGUACUCAGAAGCAAUACACAUGGGUUCACUCCUACAAUAACCUUUUGUCAUUGGCUAGACUGGACAGGUUUUAUGGUUUUAAGCAUCAGCUGAGUUUGUUUAGGAAAUGUGUGAUCAUCCCAGUUGGUUUUUCAGACCACAGUUUGGUUUUUUGUUCUCUUUCUUUGAGUUCUGUAAAGUCUAAAAGUGCUUAUUGGCAUUUUAAUAAUAACUUGUCAUCGGAUGGCCAUUUUAGAGAGGUAUUUAGACUGUUUUGGCAGGAUUUUAAGAACACAAAGCCAUCUUUUAGCUCGUUGCAACAGUGGUGGGACUUUGGUAAAUCACAAAUAAGACAACUGUGUCAGGAUUAUACUUUCAGUGUCACAAGGGACAUAACUCGUUCAAUGAUGAAACUUGAAAAGGAAAUAAUUGAACUCCAGCAUUUAGCUGAACAAACUGGCAACCAGACUUACACAGCAAACGUUAAAGCGAAGCAGAAAUCAUUGGCUGACCUGCUAGGCAUAAAGGCACAGGGAGCUCUGGUCAGGUCCCGCUUUCAGAGUGUGGAAUUGAUGGACGCUCCUUCUAAAUUCUUUUUUAAUUUGGAAAAAAAGAAUGGACAGAGGAGGUUCAUUCACUCACUGCUUUCUGAGGAUGGAGUUCUGUUGUCCAAUCUGGCUGAAAUACGUCAGAGAGCAGUCAGUUUUUACGAAGACCUAUAUAAGAGUGAGAGCUCGGAUAUUCAGGUGGAUGACCAGUCCUUCUUUGAGAACCUACCCCAGGUGGCCGAAGAGGCGAAUGCAGUCCUUGGAAGGGUUUUGACCCUAGAGGAGCUGCAGAGAGCCCUCCAGAGUAUGGAGUGUGGAAAGGCACCAGGGUUGGAUGGUCUACCGGUGGACUUUUAUAAGUCCUUUUGGUCAGAAGUGGGUGAGGAUGUGCUGACUGUUCUCAGCGACAGUCUUGCCAGGAGGCGGUUGCCACUGAGCUGCCGGAGGGCAAUACUCACUUUGCUCCCCAAAAAAGGGGAUUUGAAUGACAUAAGAUCAUGGAGACCUGUGUCAAUCCUCUGUACUGAAUAUAAAUUGCUCUCUAAAGCGUUGGCUAAUAGAUUGAGUGAAGUUGUGGAGCAGGUUGUCCAUCCUGACCAGACCUACUGUGUGCCAGGUAGGCUGAUUCAAAAUAACAUUUCAUUGAUCAGGGAUAUAUUUGAUGUAGGUAAGCUGUUUAACCUGAAAUUCGGCUUAGUAUCCAUUGACCAAGAAAAAGCUUUUGAUCGUGUAGAGCACAAUUAUUUGUGGAGUGCUCUGGCAGCCUUUGGUUUUUGCCCAGAGUUUAUUGAUAUGAUUAGAGUUCUGUAUUGUGACAUUGAGAGUAUUUUAAAGGUUAAUGGUGACUUGUGUGCUCCUUUUAAAGUCCACAGGGGGGUCAGACAAGGUUGUGCCUUA